UACCCUUGAGCAUGUACAAGUUCGGUCCUCUGGGUUCCUCGCCCCUUGCCAGCUUGUCCCCCAGGCAGCCCGCAGCAUGAUUUCCAUCACCGAAUGGCAGAAGAUUGGCGUGGGCACCACCGGCUUCGGCAUCUUCUUUAUCCUUUUUGGAAUGCUCCUGUACUUUGAUUCGGUGCUCCUGGCCUUCGGAAACCUGCUGUUCCUGACCGGCCUCUCCCUCAUCAUCGGCCUGAGGAAGACGUUUUCCUUCUUCUUCCAGAGGCACAAGCUCAAGGGCACCAGCUUCUUCCUGGGGGGUGUGGUCAUUGUGCUCCUGCGCUGGCCCCUGCUGGGCAUGCUCCUGGAAACCUAUGGCUUCUUUAACCUCUUCAAGGGCUUUUUCCCUGUUGCCUUUGGCUUCCUGGGCAAUACCUCCAACAUCCCCUUCCUGAGCACGCUGUUCCGGAGGCUUCAAGGCACCAGCUCAAUGGUCUGAACAGCAGAGAUGAGCUCCUUGAACUUGGAUCAUUGGUUGAGGGGGCUGCAAAGGAAAUGGGGGCCACCCCCACCGGCCCCCCCUGCACUGACUCAUCUCCCCAUCAUACCUGGACCUCUCCAAGUACAGAAGGAAGGAUGGAGCCGAGUGACUGACCUCAAAUCCCCAUGUCGAUGCAAGAAGCUGUCAGGACUGUUGGGAGCGGCGAUCCAGGGCCCAUGGAGAUGGGACUGGGAUCACACGCCCCCUGUAUUUAUCAGAGGAAAAGCAAAGAUUAAAUC
Hippopotamus amphibius kiboko is the source of this 756-nucleotide messenger RNA. RefSeq names its product golgi transport 1A (gene GOLT1A). Gene Ontology annotation, cellular component: membrane; endoplasmic reticulum. The record is from RefSeq and is a predicted model, not a curated record. The transcript is spliced from 5 exons. The coding region runs from base 77 to 475 and encodes 132 amino acids. Gene Ontology annotation, biological process: endoplasmic reticulum to Golgi vesicle-mediated transport; retrograde transport, endosome to Golgi. Lineage: Eukaryota; Metazoa; Chordata; Mammalia; Artiodactyla; Hippopotamidae.